This is a messenger RNA of Blastocystis hominis, 2767 nucleotides long. RefSeq lists its product as hypothetical. The coding region runs from base 1667 to 2767 and encodes 366 amino acids. Lineage: Eukaryota; Bigyra; Opalinata; Blastocystidae. The transcript has 7 exons. The record is from RefSeq and is a predicted model, not a curated record.
GCAGAUCCAUCGCGCCGCGAACUCAUUGAUUUCCUCCUGGUCGUCACGAACGACAUUAUUGCAGAAUUGGAGACAAUCCGGCCUGCUGAGAAUCGGAGGAUGAGCUUAAGGGAGGAAUCGAUGAGAACUCCCGUGAAAUCGCCUAGGCGUGCAGUUUCGAUGGCAGUCGGCAAGAAGCCGGUGAGCAGCAGCAAGGAAGACAGAUCCGAUGCUUCGCAGCAAGUUCUGCAGGCAAUCGAGAAAAAUCCGACCUUGUCCUAUGAAGUUCGAGCCAAGCAGAUAAUAUUAUUUGACCGCGUGGUGUCCUGUGUUCGAAAGUGUUUUCCCACCAUUGAUGCCGAAACGAUCGCUUCCGUACUGGAUAAGGAAGGAGUUCGCUACGUGCGAUCCAAGAACUGAAGUUGUGUUUUCAUUUUCCAUUUUUGUUUUUGUUUGUUAGCACAAUGAUAAAGAUGAAUGAAUUACUACGACUUCCGCGGUUAUUUCCUCUCUUUCUGUUUGAAUUCAAGAAGCUUUCAGAUACAUUUGAGGGUACUCAUUUUUCAAGAUCGUAAUAACGUUUAGUUUUUUGCUACUCACUAACGAAUAAUGGAAGCUGUUCCUGUCGAAAACCAGGUACCCGCCCAAACUGUAAGAGCAGGGAUGCCUAAUCAGCCUGCGUGAGUAAAGGGUGGAAAAGGCUUAUUCCUAGUGCUUUCGCAUCAGUGUCUGCUCCCGCAAUCCCCGCGAACACAAUUGUAUCUGUACCGGCGCAGAUGCAUUCGGGAGUGCAGGGACUCUCGAUUCCCACGAACCUGAGCAGAGUAACAUUGUUGUUAUCCCUGUUCAUUUUAAGGAUCCAAAGAUUGCACGCGCACCCACAACGCAGGAAGAGGAAGAAGAAGAAGACGAAUACCAGGAGGAGGUCGGUGAUGAGGAGGAGGAAUGGCAUUCUGAGGAAGAAGUCCCUGUCUGCGUUUUUCGGCUUCUUCACUCCUAGAAACAGCGAAAACGCAGCCGAAAAUCCGCGAUGGAGGACAGCGAAGAUGAUGACUACGGCCGCAUCAAGCGUCGAAAGCCUCUCAUCGAGAAGAAGCCGGCGCGCCGCAGCGUUCCGUUGAACGAAUCGGCCGGCAUGAAAGCCCUCCGCGCGUACACGUCUGCGUUGAAGCUAGGGCCGCGCUGCUUCCGCAAUUUGAAUAAAAUCAGCAACGCCAAGGACCGCGAGGCCGAGCUCAUCGCGCGCCUGCACAGCUACGACCGCGUGUGGGCGGGGGAGUAUCCGAGCGAGGCGGAAAUCGCGCAGGCGCGCGAGGAAACGCGGAGAAAGAAGGCAGAGAAGGCGCGCGAGUUCAUCAUCGAUGAAGAGCCGGGGGUGCGAACGACGCGGAAGGCGGCUCAGAAAGCGCGCGAUUUCGUAAAGACGCUGGGAAACGAAGCGGAAGGAGAGGGAGAAGACGAGAUGGUGGAGGAUGAAGAUGUGGAGGCGCCGUUGGAGGAGGAGGAAGAAGAAGAAUCGAGAGAUGAGGAGUAAGAAGAAAAUGGAACGAAUCGAGAACCUUUUCGAUAUCUUUUGUAGUGUCAUUGCUUGUGCAAUGUUUGUUAGAAUUUGUUUGUUUGUGGAUUUGGAAUGCAAAUGGAAGCGAACGUAGUGGACACGGGGAGUUCCUCGUGCACGAUAUCGAUUAUGCUAACGUUUAAUGCGGUACUUAAUCUUUGCUUUCCGCUUUCGUUCCUAUGGAUUUGCUUCCAGAGACUAAAGUUCAAGCUGAGCUAUCCGGGGGCGCUAUGGAUUUUUUGCAACUGCAUUCUAGCUGUCACUUUGUUUUUUGUCAUGGUCGGCUUCACGUUCCGAAACUUUCGAAAUAACGUCGUAUGGAAGCGGAUCUCCGCGAUUAAUACAUUCUCGUUCCUCCUUUUGCUUGGAUUGCAGCUCUCUCUCAUGAUUAUGGGGAGUGUCAAGUUUGCAGCGUGGAGUCAUCAGCCCGUCCACGCUUUCCACAGCGUGUAUCUCGUCUAUUUCAUUCUGAACUGGUGCUCCUUCGCCGCUAUCGUCAUCGUCACCUCCAUCUGCAUCCUCGUCGAGCGCCAUCAGCGCCAUCGCUCCCUCGCCCUUCUUUCUGACCCUUCUGCUUCUUCCUCCUCUUCCUCCUCCUCCUCCUGCUGUUGUUCUUCCUGCUGCGAUUGCUGCUGUCCCUGCUGUCCUUGCUGUCCUUGCUGCGGGUCCAGCGGCCCAAACAGCGGCGACGUCGCCGGCAGUCCGCAGCGGGAAUGCUGCGGCCGCUGCCAUCGCUGCUGUUUGGGCCGCGAGCUCGACACGCAGCGCCAGCGCAUCAACAACUCGUGCUGCUGCGAUGGGUGCUGUCCGUGCUGCAUCGACUGCUGCAUCGACUGCUGCGGCGAGCAGGCCGUGGCGCUCCCGGAGAAUCUCGCCGACAGCGACGUCGUCCUCGUGGCGCCCAACCACCGCGUGAUUUACGCGCCCGACCCCGACGCUCCCGUCACGCUCUCCAACGACCAGCCCGUGCCCAUCGCCGAGCUCGCCGGCGUCGGGAGCGCCGACCGCCAUUUUGUACCUGCGGUCUUCUACUCGGACGUGGCGGCGACGACGCCCAAUUCCAAGACCCCGCUGUACCUUGUCCCCUCGGACAUCCCCAACCAGCAGACCCUGUUCGCGUCGACGAUGGCGCCGGUCGUUCCCUUGAACCAGGUGAACACCGCCAAUCCGUCGCUUCCCUACGUUAUGAUUGAUGGGGUUCGCUACGUCAUGCGACAACCCACGAACUGA